CAUCAGCGUGAUUAGUACAGAAGAUUUUUAUCCGAUAGUCUAUAGGCUGUCCGAAAGAGAACCAUGUUCAUGUGUCUCACCCUGGCCGUGUCCCUUCUAUAUCUGACCGCCACCCAAGCCUGGCUGUACGACGGGACGACUCCGAUCGACUGUUUGGAAACAUGGAGUGACUGGGAAUGUGGUCCUAAUUUUAAGGAAUUCCGAAGGGCCAUCAUUCAUCGCCCCCCAUCCGUCGAUGGCGCUCCUUGUAGCAGUACGACAUACGAGACAAGGGACAUCAGUUGUGUCCCGACAAUAGGCGAAAUACGUCAGGCGAUGGAGCGCUAUUUCUUGACAAACAACGCUGGUUCGAACACGCGGGCAGGCGAAGAAGCUAAACCUCGCUCGCCUCGAUCAGGCCUUGUGACAAAUCGUGACCUUCUGAUUAUUUUUGAUAUGUCAGAAAGUAGUUCAAAUGCUUUUGACAUUGUAAAGAAUGCUACUACAGAGCUUCUGUCUUUGCUUGGUCCUGAAGGACAGAUAGGUAGUGGUAUGCAAACUCAAGUUGCACUUUUGGCUGCCACUAGUUCUGUCAAUUUACACUUUGUCUUCAAUGGACAUAAUUCGCUGGCAGACUUACAAGCGGCUGUUCAGUAUCUAGGCUACACAGGAGGGGCGAAUCUUGGAAACGAGGUCCGGGCUAUGGAGGUUGCACGAAUACAAAUGUUCAGCACCAACCCGGGUAAAUGGUACGGCUUACGCCCAGACAGCAGGAAGGAGCUACUUCUUAUCACCGAUGGACAACCUACGGGUGCCAGUGAAGUUGAGAGCGAAGCCCAACAAUUAAAGAACAUGGGGGUCGAGGUGUUUGCUUUCGGAAUCAACGAGAACGGUGACAUCGACUAUGAUCACCUUGAGCGAGUUGCUAGCUCACCAGGAUUUAUGCAUGACUUUCGCAUCACUGAUGCAAAUGAGCUAACAGAGAUCCUAGGCCAGAUGCGGCAUUAA
Molecule: messenger RNA, 987 nt
Organism: Branchiostoma belcheri (Belcher's lancelet)
Lineage: Eukaryota; Metazoa; Chordata; Leptocardii; Amphioxiformes; Branchiostomatidae
Product: collagen alpha-1(XII) chain-like
Exons: 5
Coding region: 64-987 (307 amino acids)
Source: RefSeq, a predicted model, not a curated record